Messenger RNA from Fraxinus pennsylvanica, 615 nucleotides. NCBI's taxonomy places the organism in Eukaryota, Viridiplantae, Streptophyta, Magnoliopsida, Lamiales, Oleaceae. The record is from the annotation of a GenBank genome assembly.
AUGACUAACAGGUCACGUUUUCUUGGCGGCGUAAAUCCGCCGCUAUUGCCUACGCCGUUUUCCCCACCGGCGGGGAAGGAGGCAACUCCGCUAGACAAGCAACCCCUCGACUCAGAUUUUAUAGUGAUACUCGCGGCGCUCCUUUGCGCGCUAAUAUGCGUUCUGGGACUUGUCGCUGUUGCCCGCUGCGCUUGGAUCCGCCGCAUUUCCGGUAGAAACUCCGCCGUUCCGCCGUCAUCUCACGCAUCGGCCAACAAAGGCCUGAAGAAGAAGGUCCUGAAAUCGCUCCCGAAGCUGACCUACGCCGCCAACGACGACAAGAUCGGGAAUUUAUCCGACUGUGCAAUUUGUUUGUCGGAGUUCACCGCCGGGGAUGAGGUUCGAGUGCUUCCUCAGUGCGGCCAUGGCUUCCACGUUUCUUGCAUUGACACGUGGCUUGAAUCUCACUCUUCCUGCCCCUCUUGCCGCCAGAUUUUGGUGGGGACACGGUGUCAGAAGUGCGGCAGCGUGCCAGAGGCCGGCUCCUCCUCCUCCGCCCCUGCCAAUCGUUCCGGAGCUGAGUCUGAGCCAAGCUGCAGGCGAAGAGAAGAUCUCGUCAACAGGUUUUUGCCUUAA